Molecule: messenger RNA, 1482 nt
Organism: Besnoitia besnoiti
Lineage: Eukaryota; Apicomplexa; Conoidasida; Eucoccidiorida; Sarcocystidae
Product: B9 domain-containing protein
Exons: 5
Coding region: 1-1482 (493 amino acids)
Biological process (GO): cilium assembly
Cellular component (GO): MKS complex
Source: RefSeq, a predicted model, not a curated record
AUGCCGCCUGAGCAGUCGCAGCCGCACGCGGAGGACGCCCCGAGCAGCUCUGCGCAGCAGGCGCCCGAGGGGCGAUCGCCUCCGCGGCGUGCCUCAGGCGGGGCGGCCGCCACCGCAGGCCUCGAGGCGGCUUUGGCUUCUGUCUCGCCCUCCUCAGGAGUGCGCAAGAAGAAGAAGGGAGCGCACGCCGCCCAUCCGAGCGCGAAGCAGGAGCCCGACGAGGUCCCUCCAAAUCCGUCGGCCUACGCGGCGUCGCUCCGCGCCGAGAAGGGCUCCAGAAGCGACUCUGCGCAGCCCCAGGUGCCGGGGGCGCAGACGCCGAGCGCGUGCGCCUCCUCAGCGGAACGUCGACUGGUCGCCGCCGACCGGCCGCCGAAUCCGCCGACAGCUGCUCCCGCGCCUGAGGCUCUGUUGCGGUCGCAGGGCGGCAGCAGCCGCCAGCCCCUUCAGCCUCUGCCGAGUGCGCAGGCCGCGGAGGGGCUCUCGUCUCGAGUCGCGUGCGGGUCGCCGCCCUUUAGCCACACUGCAGCCACAGAGGCGCCUCCUCCGAAGUUCGCGAGAAUGCCGAGCCGUACGAGCGAAACUGGUGCCGGAGUGCCCCCCGCGCUCGCGCCCAGUCUGCUGCUCGCCGCGUUUCAACCGCCCGCCCAGCAGAACGCCUUCCUCGCCAACCAGGGAAGCACAGAGGCGGAAAUUCACUUUAUCGGCGAGCUCGAGGCCGGCUGUGGCUUUCAGACGUCUGACGGAGUCUUUUGCGAGAUUUCCUUCGAAGCGGGAAACCACUGGCUCAGUCUGUGCAAAGCGGCGGAGCGUAGCCACCAGACGCAGACAGCUUACGGCAGCGUCGGCGACGUGUACCUGUGGAACCACCCCAUCGACCUCCACUACGCAGUUUCGUCUGUCGUCGGCUGGCCUCGGUGUCGCGUCUCCGUCUGGAAGCUCACGAGUCUCGGGAGCAUCGAAAAUCGGCGUCUCUUGGGGCGGCGCGUAGAUCUGACAGAUAUGGGUGUGUUAGACGCGCGCAUCGGCGAGCGGAUGAAGCUGACGACGCGCACCAGCGGCAGCGUGAAGUUCAGCGUCGACGUGAUCAUGCGGAACUUUGAGUUUCACGGUUUCUCCACGAGCUCGGCCUUCCCCGCUGCCUCGCUCGCUACCCCUCCGCCGCCGCCUGCCGCCCUUUCGCUGCCUCCUCUCCCGAGCACGCCCGAGGCGGUCGCCGCGCGUCCGCAGCCGCCGCAGACGCCGCGUUCUCCAUCCCUGGCGUCGCUCGCGCUGUACGAGGAGGCGCAGAGGAGUCUGCGAGGAGAGAAGCUGCACAGCGCGAGAGCUGACAGCGGAGCUUCCUGCUGGCGCUACGCGCCCAGCGAACGCUCAAAUCUCGAGAGCGAGCGCGGCACGGUGGCGACCCGCGAAGCCAAGGCGCUGUUUCGAAGCGCAAGCCGCCCCCACGGCGACCUCGCUGGAGAGAGGAAGCGCCAGUGA